UAUAAGAGCUGCUCAACCGUCCAGGAGAACUACAGUAGAGUUCGUUUUCAGAACUGAAGAACAUGAGGCUCUAUCUAGCUGUAUUUGUACUCUUUGCCACAGUUUACUGUGAGAGGCUCUUCGAAGGAGACCAAGUUCUCAGAAUCCAUGCAGAAUCUGAGGAACACCUUGAGGCUUUGAAGGAGUUGGAAGGAGACAUUUACUGGGGGCUGGAUUUCUGGACCCAUGCUGUCUCCACUAAACUGCCUGUUGACAUCCGCGUGCCUCAUGCCAGUUUGUAUGCUGUCAAGGACUUCUUCAAGGCAAACAAUGUCCCUUUCACUGUCAUGAUCAACAAUGUGCAGGAACUUUUGCAAAAGGAGAAAGCAGAGAUGGUGAGUAAUGUAGCAAUGGAACGCAAUAACAAGAGCUUCAACUUUGGUGCUUAUCACACCCUGGAUGAAAUUUACAGUUUUAUGGACACUCUUGUUGCAAGUCACCCUAACCUGGUAUCCAAAGUGCAGAUCGGUAACUCUUAUGAAAACCGUCCCAUGUAUGCCCUGAAGUUCAGCACUGGUGGAGUCAAUCGACCAGCAAUCUGGGUUGAUGCUGGAAUCCAUGCCAGGGAGUGGGUUAGUCAGGCUUCUGCGGUGUGGUUUGCCAACAAGAUUGCUACAGACUACGGUGUUGAUGCUUCUGUGACCUCUCUCCUGGGUCAAAUGGAUAUCUACUUGAUGAUUGUGACCAACCCUGAUGGAUAUGUUUUCAGUCACACCAGUGACCGUAUGUGGCGUAAGACUCGCUCUGUGAACUCUGGCUCUUCCUGCCGUGGUGUUGACCCCAACAGGAAUUGGGAUGCUGGCUUUGGUGGUCCUGGAGCCAGCAAGGACCCCUGCUCCGAGUCUUACCAUGGUCCUUAUGCCAACUCUGAGAUUGAAGUGAAAAAUGUUGUGGAGCUCAUCAAGAACCAUGGCAACUUCAAAUCCUUCAUCUCUAUCCAUGCAUACUCCCAACUCUUAAUGUAUCCCUAUGGUUACACUUGCACAAACAUUCCUGACCAGACUGAGCUUCAAGCUGUGGGCACAUCUGCAGUCAAAGCACUCAGCUCCCUGUAUAACACCAGAUACCAAGUUGGCAGCAUCUGCAAGAUUAUCUACCAAGCAAGUGGUGGAAGCAUUGACUGGUCUUACGACAUUGGCAUCAAAUAUUCUUUUGCUUUUGAGCUGCGAGAUACUGGCCUCUAUGGUUUCAUAUUGCCUGCCAAUCAGAUCAUUCCCACUGCAGAGGAGACCUGGCUCGCUCUCAAAAACAUUAUGGAAUAUGUUCGUGAUCAUCCUUAUUGAAGGAAAUGUGCAAAUGUUCUGUACUGAAGCUUCAAUAAAGGUCUAACACUGUA
Molecule: messenger RNA, 1375 nt
Organism: Xyrauchen texanus (razorback sucker)
Lineage: Eukaryota; Metazoa; Chordata; Actinopteri; Cypriniformes; Catostomidae
Gene: cpa4
Product: carboxypeptidase A4
Exons: 11
Coding region: 63-1322 (419 amino acids)
Biological process (GO): proteolysis
Molecular function (GO): metallocarboxypeptidase activity; zinc ion binding
Source: RefSeq, a predicted model, not a curated record